CCAUCAUCCUGUCGGGUCGGGGUGAGGGACUCUUGGGAUGGGAGAUUCCACCUUUUAUUGGAUCAAUCGAUCAGGGUUUAUAGUGCAUGAUAACCCUUUGCCUAGUCUUUAGGGCAUGCUAUUUUCUUUGGUGAUUAAGGGGCCACCAUCUAGAAGUACCUUUAGCAUAUAGGGUAGGGCUCUUCAUAUCAAAGAAGAGAGUGAUACAAGGGAGAGCUCUCAAGUUCAACUCCAAGCAAUGAUUUGAAAAGAAACUUCACUUUUUUUCAAUUAGAGUAAGAUUAAAGCUCAAUUUACACUUUCAGAAGACUGUCCGAUCGAUUUUGAUGGAUUUUCAGGGAUGGGGUCUUCAAGUGUGAUGCCUCGAUCAUCUACGAAUGCACAUCAUUGACAAUAGUCAACACAUAGCAAGUAGCAUUCAGGGUCAAAAGGAAGAGGAUAUGAUAUACUACUCCUUUGGUAUAUUCACGUAUUAGACUCCAAAAAAGUCCUUGCCAAUAAUUGUGUUGAUUUCAUGAGAUCAACUAUACAAUAAUCAACGGAUUGCGCUUGACUUUGACUAGAGUUUCCUUAGAGUUAAUGAGGCAUGAGGAGCAAUCCACCAAUGCCUAGCAAGGGUUUGGAGGGCAGAAGCAUCACCACAGAGCUGGAAUGUAUUGCAAAGAAAUUGACCGGUGGGCGUAGCUCAACUGGUAGCGAGGGAGUGCCACAAAGAUUAGGUCCUGGGUUCGAAUCCCGUCAACUGCGAUGAGGGGUUACUAUGUCAAAAUGCAUAGGGCCUCUGUAAGUACCGGGGACAGAACCCCACUCUUGAUCUGUCAGAUUGAUAUUAUAGUCCAAUUUACAUCCUCCCAACGUAUCGUCCGGUCGGGGUUGGGGGGCCCUCAGAGAUGGGGUGUCAUCCUUUUUUUGCAAAGAAAUUGAAAUGUACUGCUAAUUUAUUACUUCGUAUAAUAUAUGGUCUAACAAUAAAUGUAGACAUUCUUCAUUGAGAUAAAGCUUAAACUUGUAACAUCUUCUUUGGUAGGACCACAAUGAUUUAUUAGACCACAAAGUACUUGAUUUAUUUAUUGCAAACUUAUAUACUGGAAUUGCACCCGGCCCGUGACCCGGCCCGGCCCGGUACUGUGCGGGCCCGGGACCGGCCCGGUCGGGCGGUCCGGGACCGGGUCUGGGCCCGAACCGGGGGGAAGGGGCGGGGCGGGCUCGGUUCAGCUUUUUUGUGACCCGGCCCCGGGUCCGGUUCGAUCAAUUUUUUAAAAAAAAAAGUUUUUUUGGGUUGGGCUCCUACUAGCCGUUGGGGGUGGGGCUGGGGACAACCCAAACGGCUAUAUAGCCGUUGGGUGGGUUAUUGGGGGGGUCCGGGGGGGGUUGGGUGGUGGGGGGUGGGGGGGGGGGGUAAAAAAACCUAUAAAUACUCCUAAUCUUAAACAUUUUUUCAUAUCUCUUCUCCAAUUCUUCCUAAAUCCUAUUCUUAACUCUCUACUCUCUAAUUCUCUUAUUCUCCAUUCUCCAAUAUAUUAUAUUUAUUAUUUAUAGUUUAUAUUAAUUAUCUACUUAUAUAAAUUAUAAAUAGAUAUAAAUAGUAUUAUAUUACUUAUAUUUGUUAUCUAAUUAUAUAUCACUUAUAUAUUUAUUAUAUCUAUUAAUAUAGUUGGAAUUAUAUCUAAUUAAUUUGAAGUCAUUCUAUUACUCCCAUCCGAAAGACCGAAAGUCCGAAAGAGGUACGAAAUUAUUCUAUUAUUUACACUUGUUUAAUUACUAGUUAAUUAGUAUAGUUGGAAUUACGAUUUUUUAUUAAUAUAGUUGGAAUUACGAUUUUUUAUUAAUAUAGUUGGAAUUACAAUUUUUUAUUAAAAAAUAUGUUGUACACAAAACUAGUUAAUUCACUACUUAAUUUGCUAUAACUCGAAUUAAUAGUUAGAUAAAUAGUUAAUUAUUAUUUUACAAUUUUUUAUUAAUUGCUACAUUUGACUCUAGUUUAUAAAAUAUGUUGUACACAAAACUAGUUAAUUCACUACUUAAUUUGCUAUAACUCGAAUUAAUAGUUAGAUAAAUACUUAAUUAGUUUUUUACAAUUUUUUAUUAAUUGCUACAUUUGACUCUAGUUUAAAAAUAAUGUUGUACACAAAACUAGUUAAUUCACUACUUAAUUUGCUAUAACUCGAAUUAAUAGUUAGAUAAAUACUUAAUUAGUUUUUUACAAUUUUUUAUUAAUUGCUACAUUUGACUCUAGUUUAAAAAAUAUGUUGUACACAAAACUAGUUAAUUCACUACUUAAUUUGCUAUAACUCGAAUUAAUAGUUAGAUAAAUACUUAAUUAGUUUUUUACAAUUUUUUAUUAAUUGCUACAUUUUUUAGAUGGAUCGUCCUUGAUAUUCGGUUGAUAUGGGUAACCUCGAGCGCAACCGAACGAACGAGCUUGCGAGGAAGAGAUCCCGCAAAGGUAAAUCACAUCUCGGCUCUUCAUCUCAAAGUCAAGAUGAUUUUGAUACGGGUUACGUAAGGAGGGAUGGGGAUGCGAUGACCGACGAACAACUAGAACAAGAAUUGCACCGACAUAAUUCUCGCUUUUUUCAAGACCAACCGAGGACCAUUGACGAAGAAGAGCUCGAGGACGAGGACGACGAUGUGGAGGAAGCAAUUCCGGAGAGCCACGACGACGAGGAGGAGGAGGGUGGCGGCAGCCAUGACGCCGACCAAGCAGCCUCAUCCCAAACAGGUACAAAAAAAAGUAAAUCUGAAUUAAUGGCUAAUAAUUUUUCUAAGUGGAAGGACCCGAACACCGGGAAUUGGACCGCAACUUGCAAUUGGUGCAAGAAAAACUAUAGCUUGGGGAUUUCCGGCGGAUACGGAUCCGCCACAAGACACCUUAAGUCCAAACACCCGGUGGAGUAUGCAAAAUUAGGUGGCGGAACGGGGAAGCAAACGCAAAUAUCAAGGUUUGCAAAUAACCAACAAGCUUUUGGUAAUUUCUCAUACAAUGAUGCACAAAAUUUGACAGGUAUGGCUAACUUACUUGUUGAAGAAAAUUUGCCUUAUUUGUUUUCUGAAAGUCUUGCUUUUCGUGAUUAUGCACAAACUUGUUUAAAUCCGCAAUAUAGAGGUUAUAGUCGCAAAACGGUUAAGAAAGAAAUUUCAAGGCUUUAUUGUGCGGAAAAGGUAAGGUUACAAAAUUAUUUUGCAAACUUUGAUGGACGUGUUACUGUAUGUUCUGACAUAUGGGAGGAUACUUAUCAUAAUUUACAUUAUUUGGGUCUGACUGUACAUUAUAUUGAUAAUGAUUGGCAUAUGCAUAAACGUGUUCUUGCUUUCCGUGAAUUUAAUGAUCGUCACACCGCUGAACAUAUUUAUAUUUUGAUUGAACGUAUUUUAAUUGAGUAUAAUUUAAUUGAUAAGGUGUUUGCUAUUGGU
This is a messenger RNA of Cuscuta europaea, 3414 nucleotides long. The record is from the annotation of a GenBank genome assembly. Lineage: Eukaryota; Viridiplantae; Streptophyta; Magnoliopsida; Solanales; Convolvulaceae.